AUGGUCCGCUUAGAAAGAAAGACAGAGGGCCGGAAUUCUCGAUGCUUUAAUGACGCUCUCGAUAAAUUCGAGACUGCAGUUGCUGAAUAUGAGGAAGGAUAUGAUGAAUAUCGAGUCAGUCCAGAGAACAGCUUCCUGCGAACAUUUAAUUUAGCCAACGCAUUCUCUUUUUUCCUCCGUACUCACAACUUCUACUACUGCCAAGGACAUUCACAUUUCAAUCCAGUUGUCCAUAGAAACGCCGUAAAUUAUGCUCAAGAGAACCUGGAGAUUUUCAAUACUUCCCAAAAACUGGUCACUUCGGGAAUAAUUGACAACACAAUGCGAUCGCUCAGAGUUGCCGAAGGACUGCCGAUGCUGACUGAUGAUUCCGCCGCACAUAUUAUAAAUUACUCGCUAACUGACUCGAAAAAAGAAGCAAACAAAACGAUAACCUUGGCUAACGAAGAUUUCUAUUUCACUGUGAAAAAAUCAAGAAUCUACGGAUCGUCGCUCACUAAUUCGAUUAGAACAAUCGUUCUCCCACAAUCAAUUGUAGUGUUGGUUUACCGUGGAACUUUGGAUAAAAAAGAAUGGGCAGGGAUACACAAAGUAAUUAAACGAAUUCGAAAGGAAGAGGAAUAA
This is a messenger RNA of Caenorhabditis remanei, 624 nucleotides long. RefSeq lists its product as uncharacterized. The record is from RefSeq and is a predicted model, not a curated record. Lineage: Eukaryota; Metazoa; Nematoda; Chromadorea; Rhabditida; Rhabditidae. The transcript has 4 exons. Bases 1 to 624 code for a protein of 207 amino acids.